Rattus norvegicus (Norway rat) is the source of this 4704-nucleotide messenger RNA. RefSeq names its product arginine vasopressin receptor 1B (gene Avpr1b). Lineage: Eukaryota; Metazoa; Chordata; Mammalia; Rodentia; Muridae. Gene Ontology annotation, molecular function: vasopressin receptor activity; G protein-coupled receptor activity. The record is from RefSeq and is a predicted model, not a curated record. Gene Ontology annotation, cellular component: plasma membrane; membrane. Gene Ontology annotation, biological process: positive regulation of glutamate secretion; intracellular pH reduction; G protein-coupled receptor signaling pathway.
ACUUUUCUUCUGUCCAAAGUCGGUUCCUUUAGGGCAUGCUUCUCAGACAUUUGAGAUCUUUCACACAUGCCUAGGGCUCCCCGCAGCACUGUCUUCUCUCUUCUCUCUUCUCUCUUCUCUCUUCUCUCUUCUCUCUUCUCUCUUCUCUCUUCUCUCUUCUCUCUUCUCUCUUCUCUCUUCUCUCUUCUCUCUUCUCUCUUCUCUCUUCUCUCUUCUCUCUUCUCUCUUCUCUCUUCUCUCUUCUCUCUCUCUCUCUCUCUGUCUCUCUCUCUCCCUUUCAAACACACGUACUGGCGCGCGCGCGCGCACACACACACGCGCACACACACACACACACACACACACACACACACGCACACGCAAAUGCACACUCACCUGUCUGGAGAGAGUGGAGGGGACCAGGAUGGCAGCAUAGGAGCCAACCAUCAAGCAGCAGUCUCUGGACUAGAAAUCCAAGAGCAUAAAACGCUCCUCCGAGCUGCCGCUUCUGCUCCUGCCUGCGCUCACCCUCUGGUGGGAGCCGAGAGCGGUGGGAGCACACGGCUUAGCUGGGCUUUCCAAUUCCUGCAGGCGACGCCCAUGGUCCUGGACGGCACCUUCAAGACAACUUAGGGAGGUCUACUCUCUCCAGUUCCAAAAGAAAGUUUGGACAAAGUGAAUUUGGGGUGCAUUUGGGAGAUGGCAGCUGCUCCCUCUGCUUCCUCUGUGUCACCUCUCAGAAGCCCCUGCCUCCAACCCACUCCAACCUUCCCACACUGACACCCAGCUCCCAGUCCCUCUUUUUCUUUCUUUGGUCCCUGAGCCUCUCUGGGGUCAGGGAUGUUGGUCCUGUUCCCUUCUCCUUUCAUUGUCCUUUCCAUCUGUCUGCUGAGCUGUCUCACCUGUUUCUACCUUCACCCCAUCGUCACCCCUCACCUCCCUUCUCUCCACCUCUAAACCUUUCUCUCUCAUUCCAUUUUAUCUAUCAAAGUUCUUACUUGCACCCAUACCUCCAUCCACCUUCCCCUCCUUCUCUCCCUGAAAUUCUAACUAUGAAUUCUGAGCCUUCUUGGACUGCCACCCCCUCCCCUGGGGGCACCCUGCCUGUCCCCAAUGCUACCACACCGUGGCUAGGUAGGGAUGAAGAGCUAGCCAAGGUGGAGAUCGGUAUCCUAGCUACUGUCCUGGUUCUGGCCACAGGAGGCAACCUGGCUGUACUUCUGACUCUGGGCCGCCAUGGCCACAAGCGCUCCCGCAUGCAUCUGUUCGUGCUGCACUUGGCCCUGACCGACCUGGGCGUGGCGCUUUUCCAGGUACUGCCUCAGCUGCUCUGGGACAUCACCUACCGCUUCCAGGGCUCUGACCUCCUCUGCCGGGCUGUCAAGUAUCUACAGGUGCUCAGCAUGUUUGCUUCCACUUACAUGCUGCUGGCCAUGACACUGGACCGGUACCUGGCUGUCUGUCACCCUCUUCGAAGCCUCCGGCAGCCCAGCCAGUCUACCUACCCUCUCAUUGCUGCUCCCUGGUUGCUGGCUGCCAUCCUCAGCCUCCCUCAAGUUUUCAUUUUUUCAUUGCGAGAGGUGAUCCAGGGCUCAGGGGUGCUGGACUGCUGGGCAGAUUUCUACUUUUCCUGGGGCCCGCGGGCCUACAUCACCUGGACCACCAUGGCUAUCUUUGUGCUGCCGGUGGCGGUGCUCACAGCUUGCUACGGCCUCAUCUGCCACGAGAUCUACAAGAACCUGAAAGUCAAGACCCAGGCUGGCAGGGAGGAGAGGAGGGGCUGGCGGACUUGGGAUAAGUCCUCAUCUUCUGCAGCCACGAGGGGGCUACCUUCCCGGGUCAGCAGCAUCAGUACCAUCUCCAGGGCAAAGAUCCGAACCGUGAAGAUGACCUUUGUCAUCGUGCUGGCCUACAUUGCUUGCUGGGCACCUUUCUUCAGUGUCCAGAUGUGGUCUGUGUGGGAUGAGAAUGCCCCCAAUGAAGAUUCUACCAAUGUGGCUUUCACCAUCUCCAUGCUUCUGGGCAACCUCAGCAGCUGCUGCAACCCCUGGAUCUACAUGGGCUUCAACAGUCGCCUGUUGCCACGUUCCUUGAGCCACCAUGCCUGCUGCACGGGCUCUAAGCCCCAAGUGCACAGGCAACUCUCCACCAGCAGCCUCACUAGCCGUCGCACUACGCUGCUGACCCAUGCCUGUGGUUCCCCUACUCUCCGACUCAGCCUUAACCUCAGCCUCCGUGCAAAGCCCAGACCUGCAGGCUCACUGAAGGAUUUAGAGCAGGUGGACGGGGAAGCCACUAUGGAGACCAGCAUCUUUUAGAGAAGAUUCCCUGGACUCUGGUUCUGCACAUCUCAGGCACCCGGAAUGUGGACUAGCCGGCUCAGGGAUGGUAGGAAGUGGAGCUUAGUUUGAGGCAGGGUGAAGAGGCCAGAAUGGCUGCCAUUACUCUAGUUGUCAAGGCAGUGCCUAGUGUAGGUAUGGGCCACUCUCUCUCAAUUUUAGAUUGUUGGAAAUCAGAGCACUCAAUCCCCCAUUCUUGCCACAUUCCUGGAGUACCUAUAAAUAUACCCAACUGGGAGAUAUAGUGUUCUAGAUCUGGGACAGCCUAGAUGGCACUGCCAAUGCAGAGGCUCAUCUCACUACUUGGUUAACCGUCCUGAUUCUAACCUGACUGGCACAUCGCAGUGGAACAGGGAGAGGAGAGAAUAGAUUAUUAGAAAGGGGGAUGUGUAUGUGGGACUUCCAUCCAUGCCAACCUGUCUAUAGAAAUGAAGUGGUCUGAUGGUGAUGUAGAACCUGAUACCUAGGAGGGCUGUAGUAAAUGCUGUCUCUCCUCAUCAGCCUCACCACAGGACAGGUUGUCUGGCAAUACACUGUUCAUUCUCAGUUGUGUGGUUCACUGCAGUUGAGAUAGGGAGAAAGGGGAGAGAGAAGAAGGAAUAAAAAUGGUUACAGUAAAGACCAGGAAUAGGAGUAAGUCUGAAAGGCACAGGGCCAGCGUUUUCUCUCCCCCUCCUCCUGUGGACCCAGACUUCCUGUGGGGCAGUGUGGAACAGACUUCCUUUUUGAAAAAAAAAAAAAAAAAAGACAAGAUGGUCAUGGCUCUAGAAAUCCUUAAAGUUCUAGGAAAAGUUGGAAUCGAAGUUUUAAAUCUUUGUUCUGCCCUGGGAAGCCACCUCCACUUUCUGGGCCUCAGCCUCACCUGUAGUGAGAUGGUCUUUAAGGUCUUUCUUUGCUCUGGCCUUCUAUGGAUUUGCAAGACUGGAAUUGAGUAAUAACCCCAAAACACCAAGGGUGUUCUAACCAACGGGCUCUUAGAACUUUUCCAUUUCCAUGACAAUUUCAUAUACACCCAGCCUCAGUUCUGGUAGGUCCUGUCACUGCCUUGGUAGCAGAAGUCACAAGACAGAGAGAGAAGGGGUGACCGCCUCCUGCCUCGCACCUUUAGCACUGCCCCUCCCCCAUGACUGCUGCUCUCCUGUCCUCUGGUACUCAAGGGUUGGGUGUACUCUGACUUGAGUCCUCCUUCAAGGUAGGAAGAGACAUCGAGGAAAGGUAAAAGCUAGGGCCUUGCCCACUUCUUCCUAUUAUCUCCAGGGGAACUCAAAUCUUAGGGGAACUUCUCCACCUCAGUUCUGGUUCCAAGGGACAGCCAAAAUUAUACAAACAGCACCAGCUAGCAGCAGAUCAGGGGGGCUGGGUCCUGACUCUGCCCUAGCUGUGACCACAGUCAGUAAAACCCUGAGCCCGCUGUCUCAGUUAUGAGUCAAAGUGGGUAUCAACGUGGUUUGCAAUCCCUGCAGAUCUACAAGCUUCAGAGCAAAAGUCUCAGGAACAGGCUAGCUCUGCCCAUUCCCAGGGACACUUUAAAGAGUGGCUACAGCUUUGCAAAGGUACUUCUUGGGUGCCUAUUUUUUUGUCAACUCGACACAGACAUGGAGGAGGUAACAUCAGUUGAGGAACUGACUCCAUCAGACUGGUCUGUGGGGAUUUUCUUGAUUGGUGAUUGAUGUGGGAGGGCCCAGCCCACUGUGGGCAGUGCCACCCUUGGAAAAGUGGUCAUAGGUUGUAGAAAAAAAGAGAGCUGACAUGAAAAUGUACAUACAAGUAACACCAUACAGAGUGAGCGGUUUGUUAUCAGGAAUACACAUACACAUACAUGUAUGCAGCAACGGUUAAUGCAAAAAGGCAAUGGCUUUGAAAAGGAGAAGGUAGGGGCGUAUAGAAGAGUGUGGAGGGAGGAAAGGGAAAGGGAGAAACGAUGUGAUUACACUAUAACCUCAAAAAUACAUUAUUUUAAAAAUUAGAAAGAAGGGAAGGGGGGCUGGAGAGAUGGCUCAGUGGUUAAGAGCAUUGACUGCUCUUCCAGAGGUCCUGAGUUCAAAUCCCAGCAACCACAUGGUGGCUCACAACCAUCUGUAAUUGGAUCUGAUGCCCUCUUCUGGUGUCUGAAGACAGCUACAGUGUACUUCUAUAUAAUAAAUAUAAUAAAUAAAUCUAGAAAGAAAAGAAAAGGAAAGAAAGAAAGAAAGAAAGAAAGAAAGAAAGAAAGAAAGAAAGAAAGAAAGCAGACUGAUCAAGCUAGGGAGAGCAAGCCAGUAAGCAGCACUCCUUCCCUGACUCUGCUUCAGUUCCUGCCUGGAGUUCCUGUCCCGACUUCCCUCAGUGAUGGAGCGUGACCUGGGAAUUAUAAGAUGAAAUAAAUAAACACUUCCCUCCCUUUGUU